Molecule: messenger RNA, 414 nt
Organism: Adineta steineri
Lineage: Eukaryota; Metazoa; Rotifera; Eurotatoria; Adinetida; Adinetidae
Source: the annotation of a GenBank genome assembly
AUGACUGAAAGACGUAUUCUUAAUGAACACCAUUGGAAAGAGAGUCUUUUCGGUUGUUGUUCGGAUCUAUCGACAUGUUGUUAUGGUUGUUUUUGUACAGCGUGUUUAUUUGGUGAAAAUGUUCGAAAAACUUCAACAGAUGCUGGUUUUUUUGGUGGUUGUUGUGGAUAUUUUUUAACACAAGCAGGUUGUUGUUGUCUUGUACAUAAACCAGCUCGAAUACGUUUUCGUGAAGCAUAUGGAUUACAAGAAGGCCAUGGACUUGCUAGUGAUUUUUGUGCAUCAUGGUGUUGUUCAGCAUGUGGUGUUUGUCAAGAAGCGCGUGAAAUUAAAAGUCAAGGUGCACCACCAAUGGUAACGGUUGUUGCUCAUGUAGGUACUCAACCUACGGCCGUUGGAAAUAAACCACGAUAA